This is a messenger RNA of Schistosoma spindalis, 2393 nucleotides long. The record is from the annotation of a GenBank genome assembly. NCBI's taxonomy places the organism in Eukaryota, Metazoa, Platyhelminthes, Trematoda, Strigeidida, Schistosomatidae.
ACUGCGGAUCAAGGUCACAGUCCGAGGGCGAGGUUUCAGUGUUACCGAGACGUGCAAGUGUCCGUGUGGUUUCAAUAUUUUAGGGUUCGCCGAAGUUUCGCCUAUUUUCCUUGCUAUCGAUUAAGUCACCGGGAUACAAAUUACAAAAUCGAAAAAAAUGCACCAACUAACUGAUCAAAUGGUAUCCGGAUUAAAAAAUUAUAAAUACUCGUGUGUGGAUAAUUCACCCUUUUCAGUAUAUGUUAUGCAUCCCUUCUGGAAUUGGUUGGCAAAAUUUUACCCUGUUUGGCUAGCUCCAAACCUCAUAACAUUCACUGGUUUCCUUCUAACUGUAGCCCAUUAUCUCCUAUUGUGCUGCUAUAAUCCCACUUUCUUCUCAACAGUCAAUGUUCCUACUUGGGUUUGGCUUGUUACAGCUUUCCUUGUAUUCAUUGCCCAUACUUUAGAUGGUACAGAUGGAAAACAGGCUCGUCGAACUAGGUCGUCAUCGGCUCUUGGUGAAUUAUUUGACCAUGGAUGCGAUUCGUGGGUGUGUCUUUUUCUUGCUGGAUCAAUGUUCUCAUUGUUAGGUAAUAUUUAUACUGUGAGAGAAAUGUUUAUGGGGCAGUGGGUAUUAAUUAUCACUUUUCUUCUAUCCCAUUGGGAAAAAUACAUUACGGGUACCUUAUUUCUACCUUGGACGUUCGAUACAAGUCAAAUAAUGGUUGCUCUGGUCUUCCUGCUCGCCUAUUGGCGAUCACCUACUAUUUUUAUGAAACCACUUUUAUUUGGCUGGUCAUGUGCAGCUGUUUUCAAGUUCACACUCUUUUUUUCAUUUUACUUUGUUCAUAUACCAAUUACAUUGUGGAAUAUUAUAAGAACUUGUCCAAAUAAACAACCAUGGCAUCGUGGUCUUGGAUUAUGGGGUGUAGUCAGACCUCUUAUACCUGCAGGACUACUUAUAUUUAGUUCAUAUACAUGGGCUUAUUAUUCACCAUCAAAUCUACUGGAAAAGAACACACGUACAUUUUUAUUUUGCUGUGGAACAAUUGCUUCAAAUGUAACAUGUCGUUUGAUCGUCGCGCAAUUAUGUCAUGUCCCAGCGCCAUUGCACAAUAAAGAAGUUUAUUUAUAUUCAAUAGUUACUGUUGUUAUAUGUUUCAUUCUUCCAAUAAAUAAAGAUGAUUCUAUUGAAUGUAUCGUCCUCCAUUUAAUAACGAGUUUCGUUACAUUGGAUCAUCUUUAUUAUGGUUAUCAAGUGGUAAAUGAGAUUUCAUCAUGUCUUUAUAUAAAAGUGUUCAGUAUUACUCAUUAACAACAACAUAGUUUGAAUCAAACUUACCUCUUGAUCCUUAUUAUUAUUUCUAUGUACAUUAUAAGAUCAAUUAUCUUAUUUCUUUAUGUGUAUGAUGAAGUAUUCAUAUUUACUCUGUGGAACUUGUAUUGUUUCAGCACAGAAUCUCAUUGUUCUUUAUUCUUCAAAUAUACAUGAUUCUUUUAUCUUCUUUCUCUCUCUCUCUUCCUAGCAAAAUAAACAAUGUCAAUAUUUCUAUUAUAGCUUUUAUUUUGUUUUAUUACUUGUUUUGCACACACACAUACAUAUGUACACCUUAUUUUACUUUCUUCAAAUCUAUUUCCAUCUGUGUAAUAAAUAGCAUUAAACAGGUAUAUAUGAAUGUGUUCACUGUUUCAGCAUGAGUAAGAAUUCAUGUUUCUGUUUCCUUCUUUCUUUCUUCUUUUCUUUUACAGUUUUAGCUAGUUUUCUAUGAUGCAAUUAUAUACAUAUAAUACAUAUUUAAAUGUUUCCUUUAAUAAUUCCUCUUUCAUAUGUAUGAAUGUCAUUUAUCAAAAUAUAUUUUAUUUCAUUUUGUUGAAAUUAAUUUACGUCUUAUAAUUGUUUUAUCUCUCUUAACUCUUCUGACUAAAAUAUAAUUUCAAUGGUUGAGAUCUUGAGUUAGUUGAAGCUAGCCCACCAUGAAAAACCUGGGAGCGCUGGACGGCUGUUUCGUCUUGUUGUGGGACUCCUCAGCAGUGCAUAUCCACGACCUCGCCUCGUGAGAUUCGAACCCAGGAAAUUUCUAAUUGUGUAUAUUUCUAAAGGUUUUUAAACUGAUCAAAUUUAUGUUCAUCUAAUAAAAAUAAGCAACAAAUAAAGUCUAUGGGUAAGUUAUUAGGUUCUUUUGAUUUAAUUCUUUCCAAAUGCUCAUUUUACAGUAUUUAUCUCAAACUGUGAAUAGUUGGAUGGUUCUCUAGGAAAUUUAUUACAGCACAAAUAAAUAAAUAGAAGUGUAAAAUUAAUAAUCUUGAGGAAUAAAGAAACAGAAUUUCAUACAACACUAACUAAAUAAACAAGUCAAUAAUCACUCCUUCAAUAUUUUCCUUGUUUUUUUUUUUUUUGGUAAAAUAAAAUCGUG